AAAAGAGGGUCUCGAAAAUAUCACCGAUAUGAUGGUGGAAUCAGAUGGAACAACAGACGCAACCCGCCGCCUUAAUGUAAAGAAGCAAACCCUAGAUGAUGCUUACGCUGUUCCCGCAAAUUUCCUGGAAAUCGAUGUGGUCAAUCCACAAACAUCUAUGACGGCGGGAAAAAAACGUUAUACAGAUUACGAGGUCAAAAUGAGGACAAAUCUUCCUGUUUUUAAAGUAAAAGAUUCGAGUGUAAGACGUCGUUAUAGUGACUUUGAAUGGUUAAGAAACGAGCUGGAACGUGAUAGCAAAAUUGUUGUACCUCCUUUACCUGGUAAAGCUUGGAAAAGGCAAAUGCCAUUCCGAAAUGAUGAAGGCAUUUUCGACGAAAAUUUUAUUGAAGAGCGACGCAAAGGUUUGGAAGCGUUUAUCAAUAAAAUCGCGGGCCAUCCCUUGGCCCAAAAUGAGAGGUGUUUACACAUGUUUUUACAAGAAACUACAAUCGACAAAAAUUAUGUUCCCGGUAAAAUACGCAAUACUUAAAAGGAUUCAGAAUGUAAAAAAAUGA
Messenger RNA from Musca vetustissima, 557 nucleotides. RefSeq names its product sorting nexin-12 (gene Snx3). The coding region runs from base 29 to 532 and encodes 167 amino acids. Gene Ontology annotation, biological process: late endosome to Golgi transport; endocytic recycling. Gene Ontology annotation, cellular component: early endosome membrane; retromer complex. The record is from RefSeq and is a predicted model, not a curated record. NCBI's taxonomy places the organism in Eukaryota, Metazoa, Arthropoda, Insecta, Diptera, Muscidae. The transcript is spliced from 3 exons. Gene Ontology annotation, molecular function: phosphatidylinositol-3-phosphate binding.